Molecule: messenger RNA, 3875 nt
Organism: Scomber japonicus (chub mackerel)
Lineage: Eukaryota; Metazoa; Chordata; Actinopteri; Scombriformes; Scombridae
Product: protein Niban 1-like
Exons: 14
Coding region: 13-3714 (1233 amino acids)
Biological process (GO): microtubule cytoskeleton organization
Cellular component (GO): microtubule
Molecular function (GO): calmodulin binding; microtubule binding
Source: RefSeq, a predicted model, not a curated record
AACAGAGAAAUUAUGGGAGCAUCUUCUUCAGGCUUGUUAGAUGAGGCUAAAAUCAGCCACGUCAAAGGACUUGUUAACAACACCUUCCAGAAAUUCAGUGAGUUUUACCGUCAGCAGUAUUCUGCAGCCUAUCUUGGCCACUUACACCAGGAGCUGGAGCCUAAGAAAGAGGGGAGGGGGCUGUUGCUCACACAUAGGCCUAAGUAUGCUCCAGAGGAGGUGCUGUACCAAGGAAGUAUUAAGUCUUCUGGCUGGGAUGAGCAAGGAAAGAAAUGCAAAGAGAGAUUCAUCGUUCUGAGAAGAAACUACAAAGUGGAGAUACAUGAAAACAUGGAGACUUUUAAUCGUGGAGUUGCAGCUAAGUUGGUCCUCCAGCCAGCAGGUGGUAGUGUGUUGACUACAGAGGCGGAAUCCAAAGCUCUGCUGGAGAGAACCUGCACUGGAAUACUCAAUGGAGUGAAGGAGGAUUCUUCUUCGGUGGUAUCAUCCUCAAAUAUGUUCGCUGUGUAUUUGCACCUGCCUUAUACGGGUUACACCUGCUUCCUGUUCCAACAGGAAGAGGAAAGAGAUCAUUUUCUGUCUGCCCUCAAGACCUGCAUUAGACAUUGCAACCUCGACCCCUGGUGUGAUUCAUCCUAUGAGAGUAAGGCAUACAUCCGAGCCCUCCAACUCUACCGCCAGGACAAAGGAUGCUAUCAAUCCUGGGAAAUACUGCUGGGCACAGAAGAACAAGUGCUGGCCUCUCAGGUGAUGGUGGAAGUGUUGCCGUGGUUACAGAGUCAGCUUCAGUCCAGGCUGAAGGGCAAGAAGGCAGAGAGGAUGCGACAGUGGUUGGCGACGGUGCAGGCAACCUACAUGUUGGUUCUGGAGCAGCUGACUGCAAGUCUGGAGACUCUGAAGGGUGAGUGUCGUCAGAUGGCAUCAACCAAUCAGGCGCUCAUCAGAUCAGAUCUGGACCAGAUAAUGACCUCUCACAGCUUCCUGGAGAAGAAAGUGCGAGACUGUAUAUGUAAAGAAGCAGAAAAGGUGUGCAAUGACUCCGUAGCGCCCUACAUGUCCUCCAUCCUGGAGGCGCUGACAGAAAACAUAAGUGUAGGAAUUCAGGAGAUGCAACACACACUGCGAACACAGAUGGACACCGCCUUCACAAACACAAAUGAACACACGGAGGAGACCAAGAAGGCCCUGUCCACUCUGCGCUCCAUCAGCCUGGAUCGUUGCUACCGGCAGGUGGCGAAGCUGACCGAGAAGCUUCAGGAUUUAAAUCAGAGGUUUGGAUUGAAUAGCGCCGAGCGUCUGGUUAACUCUGCACAUCUGGAGAUGGAGCAGCUGUUAGACAGUGCUGUCUACACCUUAGAGAUGUUCCUGCAGUCAUCAACCAGGCUGCAGCCUUCUCAGGUUCCUGUCAAGAUGGACCGAGCUAAAGGACGAGUUCUGAAGCAGCUGGACUAUGACAGCAGAGUGGUCCAGCGGAGGAUCUAUGAGGAAGCUCUACUGGAAAUCACUCAUCCUGCUCUCACCAAGGGGAUGCACAGCAAGUGGAAGAGUGAGUUCGAGCAGUUCGAGCAGUACAUCUUCUCAGACUACAGCAGUUUUAUCCUGGUUCAUAAUGUCUAUGAUGAUGUUCUGAGAAACAUCCUCAGCAAGGAGAUAGAGACAGUUGUCCAAGACGCUGCCAGUAAGAAGACCAACAACCUCCUACUGGACACUACGGAUCUGGCCAUUAGUCAGUACAGUCUGCUCGGACACACGCCUCCUCUCUCUGCUCCAGGAAGCCCAGCCUUUCAAGCUCGAGAUUCCUCCUCAGGGGUGCCAAGUGGAGAUAAAGAAUCUGAUCCCCUGGCAGAGGAAGGAAAUAAAGAAUCUUUUCCCCUGGUGGAGGAAGGAGGUAAAGAAUCUGCUCCCUUGGUGGAGAAAGGAGAUAAAGAAUCUGCUCCUGUUGUAGAUGAAGGGGGUAAAGAAUCGGCUCCCUUGGUGGGGAAGGGAGGUAAAGAAUCUGCUCCCUUGGUGGAGGAGGGAGGUAAAGAGUCUGCUCCUGUUGUAGAUGAAGGAGGUAAAGAAUCGGCUCCUGUUGUAGAUGAAGGAGGUAAAGAAUCGGCUCCUGUUGUAGAUGAAGGAGGUAAAGAAUCUGCUCCUGUUGUAGAUGAAGGAGGUAAAGAAUCUGCUCCUGUUGUAGAUGAAGGAGGUAAAGAAUCGGCUCCUGUUGUAAGUGAAGGAGGUAAAGAAUCUACUCCUGUUGUAGAUGAAGGAGGUAAAGAAUCUACUCCUGUUGUAAAUGAAGGAGGUAAAGAAUCUGCUCCUGUUGUAGAUGAAGGAGGUAAAGAAUCUGCUCCCUUGGAGGAGGAGGGAAGAGAAUCUACUCCUGUUGUAGAUGAGGAAUCUGCUCCACAACCAAAGGAUGAGGGUACAGAAUCUGCUCCUGUUGUAGAUGAGGAAUCUGCUCCACAACCAAAGGAUGAAGGUACAGAAUCUGCUACUGUUGUAGAGGCAGCAGGUCAGUCAGUCACAGCUGCAGUUGACCCUGAACUAAACACUGAUAUCAGGAACCUUCCUAUCUCUGACCAGAGCAGAGUGCUUGUAUCUCCUGUCAUUAUUGUAACACAACAGUUUGAUGAACCUCAGGAGGAGGCUUCUUGCUUUGAGGUAACCAAUGAACAAGUCCAGCUCACAGCUGACACACCACCAGCAACCGAAUCUUCCGACUCGGCCCUACCCGACUCUGAUGCGUCUGUUACACCUGAAUCCCCGACUGUUCCAGAAUGCAGUACUCCCAUCCCAGUUUCUCCUGACCCCCCAGCAUCCCCUCUGUCCACGCCGCAACUCACAGAGGUCCCAGCUGUCACAGUUGAAAGUGCUCAAAGUGACAAAUCUGAUAUACCUGAAAAUUCUGCAAUACCUGACCUCACAGCCUCAAAUCAAACAUCAGAAGAUGCUUCUCCCCCGCAGCCAUCCAUCCCAUCACUCCCACAAGACCCUUACACAGAUAGUCCAAUGAAGAUUAGCCUCGGCUCACUAAGCCAGGCAGUCGGUUGCAGCUCAGAGGCAACUCCCGUCCCACAGACAGUGGUACGGCAAAACACAGACAGAGCUGUGUACCUGACGGGAGAAAUUAAGGACAUUUGGGAGAUGAAAAGGGUAAAAGGGGAGAAACAGAAAGAGGCAGCAGAGGAGGAAGACAACCUAACUGAAGAGCAGAAAGAGGAGUCAGAGACAAGAGAAGAAAAAGAGGAAGAGGUGGAGAAAAAAAGAGAUGAAGGGCAAGCAGAAGAACGUGUCGAAGAUUGCUGCAGGUCCUCAGAAUCACCAGCAGAGAGCGCCACCGCUUUAACUCAGACCCCAGAGCAGAGCGAGAGUGAAGAGAAGGUAGAUGAGGGGAAGAACAGUAGUGAAAUGGUGUCUGAAAAGAAAGAAGAGGAGGAGAAGGUAGAUGAGAAAAGCAGUAAUGAGGCAGGGACUGACAGGAAAGAAGAGGAUGAGAAGGUAGGUGAAGAGAAGAGCAGUAAUAAAGCGGUGGCUGAGAAGAAAGAAAAGGAGGAGGAGGAAGAGCAGAGAAAAGAAAAACCAGAAGACGUUCUUGAAAGUUCUACGCCAAUAGAAUUGCAGGAAGAAAGCGAUCCUGAGCAACCAUUGGGCAGUGUGGCCAUCAUCAGAGACCUUGUGACUGAGAUCACUGAGGUGGAGACAGUAAUCAACCCCUGUCCCACCAGCAGCUGACAAACUCGUUACCACGACAACUGUAGAUCCUGAGAUCUACUUGAUUACUUAAACUCCCAGUUUGUGAUGAAAUGGUACAGAGAACAGAGUGAAACAUCAAAUCUUUUUAAAUAUUACUGCAUAUUUUAUACUACUGCAUUUUGAAUAAGGCAUUUUAUAUA